This is a messenger RNA of Symbiodinium sp. CCMP2456, 172 nucleotides long. Lineage: Eukaryota; Dinophyceae; Suessiales; Symbiodiniaceae. The record is from the annotation of a GenBank genome assembly.
GCUUUGUGGAGGCUCUCCUGCGCCUUGGAGACCUCCUGGCCUCUGGCAGCUUCUGGCGGAAGGUGCAAGGCAAGCCGACUGGCUUGGCAUACCUGGCCGAUGUGAUGAUGUUAGGACAUUUCUCGGAGGCAGCCCGCCUUCGUCGAGGCUUCCUGCGGCGCCUCGCAGUGCG